AUGGACUCUUUCGAUAGUGUGCUCGCCUCACCGACUAAAGCUCGCCAGGCUGCUAUCCAAGCCAAAGAUUGGGCGUACGUGAACUCCUGGCUGAGUCGACAAUACGCGCCCAAGCCAGUACCCCCGUUCGAACGGAACGAAGAUACUCUCAAAGUUCUUCUGACAUUGGCAGCUGCCAAUGACGCCGCCGAUGAAGAAGCUCUUUUACAACAUUGCGCACGCGAAGAAUCUAUUCAAUUAUUCAAGCUACAAGAAGAAGCAGCACGCAAGGACGCACAUGAGCGACAGAAGAAUGAGAUCCUAGAGGAAGUGGAACUGAGCAUGGAGCACCAAGGCAGACACGAUCUGGAUGAUCUAGCCGAGGCAGCAGUCGUUCUGGGCAACACAUUGGAUCCAGAUCCUGCUGAUCUGGGCCAGUCUAUCGUCGAGCUCACUAUGGAGGACUUCGAUGCACAAGAGCAAAUGGCCAAGGUAGAAACGUUGCAUAGGUACCUCCAAAAAGAAUUAUCGCGGCUACAUGCGGAGCUCGAAGAUCUCAAGUCUGACAAGGCUUAUGAGACUCCGUCAGAUAUUCAAAGCUUGACUUCUGAGUGGACGCGGGGUACGAAGACACUGGCCAAGAAGGUCGGUGAAUAUCAGGACCGCAUCGCAUCUCUCGAACGAAACCAGCCGAAAGGUCCCACUAUUGGCGAGCUGAUGGCGGAAGAAGAGAAAGUCAUCCGGCUAAGUGAGACAGUCAAGGCUCUAGAAGGAAGGGUGAAAGCUUUUCACGAUCUUCCCAAAGACGUACCAGGGGCACGAGCCAGGUAUAAGGAACUAGAGCGUGACCUCAGUCAACUCACACGGCAGCGUGAUACUAUGUUUGGAAGCUUAGUGCGGCACCGAUGA
Molecule: messenger RNA, 888 nt
Organism: Penicillium maclennaniae
Lineage: Eukaryota; Fungi; Ascomycota; Eurotiomycetes; Eurotiales; Aspergillaceae
Exons: 1
Coding region: 1-888 (295 amino acids)
Biological process (GO): spindle assembly
Cellular component (GO): cytosol; HAUS complex
Source: RefSeq, a predicted model, not a curated record